Cajanus cajan (pigeon pea) is the source of this 1878-nucleotide messenger RNA. RefSeq names its product cytochrome b561 and DOMON domain-containing protein At3g61750. The record is from RefSeq and is a predicted model, not a curated record. Lineage: Eukaryota; Viridiplantae; Streptophyta; Magnoliopsida; Fabales; Fabaceae.
AAAAGUUUUAAGGUAUAGAGAAAUGAUGGUGGAUAUUGAGUUCUCAAGAAUAUAAGGGAGUGAUGAUUACCUCUCUGUACCAACCACUAUUCCCCACAGCAACCACCAAACUUUAUAACCUUCAAACGCAAGAGACUAAUAUCUCUGAGUCUCGGCUCUUAUUCACAUUUCCUCUCUAAUUCGUGAAUUUUGUAACCACCAUUGCUCCUAGCCUUGGAUCUCACUGAACCAAGUCUAUGAAUGGCAAAUACUAGAUCUUGGACUCAGAUAUGGCCAUCUUUUGUCACUCUAUGUGUUCUAAAUCUUGUCUUGGAUUUCAAAAUCACAGCAUUUGCUGAUGGCAGUGGAAGUGGAGGUGUAACUUCAGAAAACACUUGCAAGAACACAAAUUAUCAAAGUUUCCUCCCUCCACCGUACCAGAAUAUAUCCCAUAUGAUAUGCACACCUGUAUGGCAUACCUAUGAAUUGAGGUACAUCCAGAAUGGUGAAACCACAACUAUCAUAUUAUCUGCUCCGUACACUAUAGGGUGGGUAGGAAUUGGAUUUUCUAGAGAUGGUAUGAUGGUUGGUUCAAGUGCAAUGGUGGGGUGGAUUAGUAAACAUGGUCAUGCAAGAAUCAAGCAAUUUUACCUAAGGGGUAGGAAGCCAUCAGAAGUCAUAGUAGACAAAGGUGAACUUCCCCUCAGUAAUGUCCCUGCGGCUGUGGCAACUAAUGGGGCUCAAAUUCAUUUGGCAUUUCAGUUGCAGAUGACAACCUCAUUUGAGAAACAACCAAUUUUGUUGGCUUUUGGCAGUAAAUAUCCACAGAACCAUCAUCUCUCCAAGCAUGAAGACAAAACAGCUAUUGUCUUUGAUUUUUCUGCAGGUUCUACGAGUCCGGUAUCCCAUGAAUCGAUUCAGAUGAGAACGAACCAUGGAAUUUUGGGUAUAAUUGGGUGGGGUCUAAUCCUGCCUGUAGGAGCAAUUAUUGCAAGAUAUUUCAGGCACAAGGAUCCCAUAUGGUUCUAUCUCCAUGCAGUCAUUCAGUUUGUGGGAUUCACAUUUGGGCUUGGUACAGUAAUUCUUGGAUUACAACUAUAUUCUAAAAUGCAUGCUCAUCUACCAGCUCACAGAGGCAUAGGCAUCUUUGCCCUGGUACUAAGUAUUCUUCAGAUAUUGGCACUCUUCUUGAGACCAAAGAAGGAUUCCAAGAUUCGAAAAAUUUGGAAUUGGUACCACAGUUGGUUUGGAAGAUUGGCUCUUAUAUUUGCAGCCAUUAACAUAUUGUUGGGGAUGCAAGCUGCGGGGGCAGGAAGUGAUUGGAAGAUAGGCUACGGAUUCCUUGUUGGUGUUAUGGUUGUUGCAGCCAUUGUUCUUGAAGUAUUGGCUUAUUUGAAGAGAUCAGAGAUGCGUUCUCUACCUCCAAACUUCCAAAUGGACCCUGUUGGAGCAGAUACAUUUCCAAGGGGGAUAUGAUUGCUGCUAAUUUUGCACUUCCACAAGAGUUGUCAAUUGUUCCAUCAAACCAGCCCAUAUUAAUUCACAUACAAUUCAAGUUUGUGUUCGGGCAUAUUAUUUGAAUUCGUUUUGGCAUGUUUCUUGAUGCCAUUUCUGGGUGUUCUUUCCUGGUGUACAUAUAGGUGGAAACGCAUAUAUAACCAGCUAGAAGUUUGCCAAGUUGGACAAUCCAUGUUUGGCCUUCUUACACAACUUAAGGAGAUUUAAGUCUUUUUUGUUUUCUUAUUCCGCAUUGGGUUUCUGUUGCUUGGUCAAGAAUGUAAAUGACGAAAUUUACAGCUACAUUUUGUAAUUCGUAGCUUUUUUUCCCCCUUUUUCUUUCUUCCUUUUUCUGGGGAUAUAUGUAUUGGAAUUUAAGAAUCAUAGUCUGUUCUUUGUUGA